AUGAAUGAGAUAAUGAGUUGCUCAAGGCUGAAAAUUCCCGAUUGCGAUUCUCAAGCUAAACAAGGCUACAGGGUUGGUGAGGAAGGUAGGGCCAGGCGGAGCCGGCUGAAUGUCUCCUGCGCCACGUUGCAGUGUUUCGGCAAUGAAGUUUCUGGAUUCGAAGGAGCGAAAAAGGUAUCUACCCGGUUGGACGGGGAGUAUCUCAGGGGUGUAGGGCGACUUUCAAUUCCUUAUCGCCAGACUGCUGUAAAAUACAUGCGUGAUUUAAUGGAGUUCGAAAUGUUUUUCCGUGCUCGUAAAUUAGUACCGAAAAAGAAGGAGGACAAGGAGAAAAAGGAGGACAAAGACAAAAAGGAGAAAGACGCUGGUAAAUCGCCGAAGGCUGAAAAAAGAGAAAAGAAGAAGAAGGAAGAUGAAACAGUUACCGAAACAGAGGCGGAAGAUAAGAAAGAUGAGAAGAAAGUUGAAAAGAAGGAGGAAGAAGAGAAGAAGAAAAAGAAAAGGAUUAAAUUAGAAGUGCACGAUGUUCAGGUCUUUAACGAUGAUAAAGACGUAUACGUUUGGAUUUUCGACCCGACACCGCUUUACAAAAAAGUGAUAGGCUUGUUGAUGGUGAUUGGUACUAUUGUUGGCUGCCUCUUCCCUCUUUGGCCCAUGUGGCUGCGACAAGGCGUUUAUUAUCUCUCAUUAGCUGGCAUAGGAGUCUUUGGUCUCAUUGUUACGGUUGCCAUCUUACGUUCUAUCUUAUUUGGAAUUAUAUGGUUAGUUACGUUGGGCGAACACAACCUUUGGAUCCUACCCAACUUGACAGAGGAUUGUGGUUUCUUUGAGUCAUUCCAACCAUGGUACACCUAUGAAUACUGCCCUCGAGAUAAGAGUAAGGGUAAGGACAAAGAGAAGAAAAAGAAGAAGAAGAAGGAUAAGGAUAGCGAUGAGGAGAACGACGAUGCCGCUAAACAAGAUAAAGGCAAGGAAAAUGAAGAGGCUGACGCAAAUGAAAAUACUAAUCACGCUAGUCAUAGUGAAUCCGAGGUUUCUGCAAGCGAGAACGGCUCUUCUGUGCCCGCUUCUCCAGAAGGCGAAGUGAAAAAAAGACGUCCACGGCGGGCGGACGCUGACUACGUCAUUGUAAAGAAGUAGCUCUAUUGGCUGAGUAUCAUGAUGAUUUCUUUCAUGCAUAACUUCAUUAUUCACUUUCUUUUUUUGCCUAUGUGUAAUACUCAUUCGGCUGUCUAUCUCGAUCUAAUACUAUCACGGUACAAUUCAUUAAUAACCUGCUUAUGCUAAUAGUAUGGAAGCUCUGGUCGCUGAGUGUGAUCAUCACUUUUUGAAGGUUUCUCCAUUCUUGUCGUUACGUGAAGUUGUUGCAUUCGUCUGUUGGUACUAAGUACGGUGUUGGUAUCAUUUCAUCAUUUCUUACUUGUUUGUAUCAGUUGUUUCGGUUUUAGAAAUCUAUGGGAAGGGAAACAAAGCUCUUCUUUCGUUGAAUCUGUUUUCGCUAUAUACUUCGUCAUUGUGCUUUUCUGAUUCUACGGUGGCUGGUGAUGAUUGCUUUGGUCAGAAC
Messenger RNA from Cylicocyclus nassatus, 1564 nucleotides. The record is from the annotation of a GenBank genome assembly. NCBI's taxonomy places the organism in Eukaryota, Metazoa, Nematoda, Chromadorea, Rhabditida, Strongylidae.